Ochotona princeps (American pika) is the source of this 1539-nucleotide messenger RNA. Its product is annotated as NACHT, LRR and PYD domains-containing protein 2-like. Gene Ontology annotation, biological process: regulation of inflammatory response. The record is from RefSeq and is a predicted model, not a curated record. Gene Ontology annotation, molecular function: protein binding. NCBI's taxonomy places the organism in Eukaryota, Metazoa, Chordata, Mammalia, Lagomorpha, Ochotonidae. Gene Ontology annotation, cellular component: cytoplasm.
AUGUGCUUAGGAACACCUCCAGACUCGGGCCCUUCCCUGCUACCUGAGGUGGACCCCACGCUCCUGCUGGAAGAGGAAUGCAAGCACCCAGUGCACACCAACUGGCCGUCCACCUUAGCCUCCCACAAGAAUGGGUCCCCACAUCCCACCCUGGAACCCGCCGAGGUCCUGUGCUGUCUGCACGAGUCUCAGGACAUGACGUUGGUGACAGAGGCUGUGGCUGCCUUCCAGGAGCUCAGCCCGCACCUGAAGGACCACUCCGACCUGGCGCAGCUUGCCUUCUGCCUCCGACACUGCCGCGGCCUGCACGUGCUUUCCCUGCAGGUGGACAAGGGGGUCUUCCUGGAGGAGGCAGCCACGAAGGAAUCCAAAGAUGAGACCAGGUCCCAGCGUGAGGGUGACGUGCUGCUUCACUGGACAGAGCUCUGUUCCGUGUUGAGCUCGAAUCGGGAUCUGAGCUCCCUGUACGUCAGCCAGAGCAUCCUCAGCGCCUCCUCUGUGAGGAUCCUGUGCGAGCAAGCCUCGGCUGCCUCGUGCCAGCUGGAGAAGCUGGUCCUCAGGAACACCUCCCCGGCGGACGCCUACGGGGCCCUCUGCCUCGCUGUCAGCGGCCACCAGACCCUCACGCACCUGAUCCUGCAGGGCGGCGACGGGCCGGACAUGAUCCCCGCACUGUGCAAGGUGCUGAAGCACCCCAGCUGCUGGCUGCAGUACCUGCGGUUGGUGUCCUGCUCAGUCCCCGCUCAGCAGUGGGGUGAGCUGGCCCUGGCCCUGGCCACCAACCUGUCCCUGACAUGCCUGAACCUCAUGAACAACAAGCUCCUGGACGAGGAUGCCAAGUUGUUCUGCAAGGCCUUGAGACACCCACAGUGCCCCCUGCGGAAGCUGGCGCUGGAGAACUGCCACCUGACGAAUACACCCUGCAAGGAGCUGCGCUCCGCCCUGGUCAUCAACCAGUGCCUCACACACCUGUGCCUGGCAGAGAACAAACUUGGGGACAGCGGGGUGAUAAUCCUGUGUCAGGCGCUGUCAUACCCCGAAUGCAACCUGCAAAUGCUGGUGCUGUGGUGCUGCAGCCUGACCAGCAAGGGCUGCGUGCAAGUCUCCGCACUGCUGCACCUCAAGUCGAGCCUCACACACCUGGACCUCGGGCUGAACCAGCUGGGCAUUGCCGGCAUGCGGGCGCUGUGCCAGGCGCUCAAGCAGCCACAGUGUAACCUCAAGUGCCUGUGGCUGUGGGGCUGCGCUAUCCCCCCGUUCAGCUGUGCCAACCUCGCCUCCGCCCUCGUCCUCAACCGCAGCCUGACCACUCUGGACCUGGGCCAGAAUGCCUUGGGGUUCAGCGGCCUCAAGAUCCUGUGCGAUGCCAUGCGGGUGCCCAUUCCCCUGCAGAGCCUCAGGCUGAAGCUUGACGAGACUGACAUGCACGUCCAGAAACUGCUGUGGGAGACUCGCAAGGGAAACCCGCGGCUGACCAUCGAGAAUAACAGCCGCGACCCCAGGCGCCCACGGCCCUGGGCCUGCGACUUCAUGCCCUGA